ACUUGUGGCGCUUUACGAAAGCUGUAUGAAGUGGCAGAGCUCCCCCAGCGCAACCGCAAGGCUUAUACACACAGAUUUAGUCUGAGCAGAGCCAGUGUGCCGCAAGGCUUUGACGCUGGCGAGAGGAUCCUGGGCUACGCAGAGGAGCCUUGCUAUCUCUGGUUCGUCAUGGAGUUCUGUGAAGGAGGAGACCUCAAUCAGUAUGUGCUCUCACGAAGACCCGACCCAGCGACAAACAAGAGCUUCAUGCUGCAGCUGACCAGCGCCAUUGCCUUCCUGCACAAGAACCAUAUUGUCCACCGGGACCUGAAACCAGACAACAUCCUGAUAACCGAGAAGUCCGGCACCCCUGUUCUCAAGGUGGCUGACUUCGGGCUCAGUAAAGUCUGCGCCGGCCUGACUGCUCGGGGCAAGGAGGGCGGGCAUGGGAACAAAAAUGUGAAUGUGAACAAGUACUGGCUGUCUUCGGCUUGCGGCUCCGAUUUCUACAUGGCACCCGAGGUCUGGGAGGGACACUACACUGCCAAGGCCGACAUCUUCGCCCUUGGCAUCAUCAUCUGGGCCAUGAUUGAGAGGAUAACUUUCAUCGAUGCAGAGACCAAGAAGGAGCUGCUGGGGACCUACAUCAAACAGGGGACUGAGAUUGUGCCUGUUGGGGAAGCGCUGCUAGAAAACCCAAAGAUGGAGCUGCACAUCCCUCAGAAACGCAGGACUUCCAUGUCUGAGGGGAUCAAGCAGCUCUUGAAAGACAUGUUGGCUGCUAACCCACAGGAUCGACCUGAUGCCUUUGAGCUUGAAACCAGAAUGGACCAGGUUACAUGUGCUGCUUAA
Molecule: messenger RNA, 831 nt
Organism: Phaethon lepturus (White-tailed tropicbird)
Lineage: Eukaryota; Metazoa; Chordata; Aves; Phaethontiformes; Phaethontidae
Product: serine/threonine-protein kinase 35-like
Exons: 2
Biological process (GO): autophagy; autophagosome organization; protein autophosphorylation
Cellular component (GO): autophagosome; cytoplasm
Molecular function (GO): ATP binding; protein serine/threonine kinase activity
Source: RefSeq, a predicted model, not a curated record